AUGCCGCCAAGGCGUAAUCCCCAACCUGCUGCCCCAGCUUUCGAUAUGGAACAAUUUGCUGCCAUGUUCCAAGCCUUUCAAAAUGCCCAAAAUCCUCCACAGGAUCCAAAUGCAGCUCAACAACGCCUGACAUUGCUUGAAAAGUUCAUGAAGCAGAAACCUCCUACUUUUAUUGGCGAACCAGAUCCAGUAGCCGCCGAGCAAUGGUUAAAGAGCAUCAAAAAGAAACUCCGAACUUUAGGAAUUCCACCGGAAUACUGUGUUGAUUUUGCAACCUACAUGUUUGAAGGAAAAGCGGAGCAAUGGCUAGAAAGUCAGGGGGAAGACUAUGAUAUACCUAAUCUUCCUUGGGAUGAGUUUAAGGCACUGUUCAAGAGGACGUUUAUUCCUGAGAACCAUCGACUGAGGAUGAUCAGAGAAUUUGAUGACUUGGUACAGGGUGAUAUGACAGUAGCACAAUAUCAUGCCCGGUUUAUCGAUCUAUCUCGUUACAAUCCUGGCGCAGUUGCAGACCCUAUGGCUAGGUGUGAGAAAUUCUGA
Morus notabilis is the source of this 540-nucleotide messenger RNA. RefSeq lists its product as uncharacterized. Bases 1 to 540 code for a protein of 179 amino acids. The transcript has a single exon. Lineage: Eukaryota; Viridiplantae; Streptophyta; Magnoliopsida; Rosales; Moraceae. The record is from RefSeq and is a predicted model, not a curated record.